Fusarium keratoplasticum is the source of this 435-nucleotide messenger RNA. RefSeq lists its product as uncharacterized. Bases 1 to 435 code for a protein of 144 amino acids. Gene Ontology annotation, biological process: symbiont-mediated hemolysis of host erythrocyte. The transcript has a single exon. The record is from RefSeq and is a predicted model, not a curated record. NCBI's taxonomy places the organism in Eukaryota, Fungi, Ascomycota, Sordariomycetes, Hypocreales, Nectriaceae.
AUGGGUUGGAACCAGUGGGCUCUCCUCCGCUUCGCCAACAAGACCUAUGAUGAUACUCUGAAGCUCAAAUUCCCCAACAAGGGUGACCACUGGGGAUGGCCGUUUGAAGACACCAAAGACACCAGUACCCGCAACCAGAUCGAGUACAGCACCAUUGAAGAGAAGGAUAUUGAGCCUCAGACCACCUAUGCCUACGGUCAAACUGGAAAGCAGAAUGAAUGGGCUGGCAUGGAAGGAACUGUUGAUAUCUAUACCAAGGCAACCGCGGGCACCAAGGAACAGAAGAUCGCCCGCAAUUAUUAUUCCUGUCCUUGGAGCGGUUCCAACAAGUUCAGUAUCUCCGGUACUGCCUCUGGCUGGAAGGUUGACCAGUGGGGUGCUGAUUACAACGGUGAUGCACUCGGGUCGAUCACCAUUGAGGUGCGCCGCACGUAG